UAACGUUGUGCUCCCGGCCGCGGGGCUUCACGCUAAUUACGCCGCUUCAAUGGAUUUAACCAUGAGCCUCUAACCCGUGACGGUCAUGAGAGUUGCCUUCCCUUCAUUUCUCUCCUGCAGACUGAAGCACAGCAUAUUUGGCCGGUGAAAAAACAAGAGAUAUCUCACCACCAGGACUUUCAAGAAGACGGCCCGGCCAGAGGAACUGUUCACCGCAAUCUAAUUAUCUAAUUUGGGUGGAUGCUGUGUAAUCGGACUAGCGGGAUGCCUCGUGGGGACUUCAACAUUUAUUUCGCCAGCAGGCGCGGUGGUUACGUCAGAGCUGAAGAGGCAGUGGGCAUAGCUCUGCUGGUGAUCAUCCUGGCAGCUCUCCUCAUUCUGGGCUGUUGGUUCUUCAAAAGGAGGAGUGGCUACAAAAUAAUCAGGAGCCCCAGGCCAGGAUCACCAGGCUACACAGGAGGCCAGUACAGUGAGGCAGGACCCUCUGCAGACAACAAGAUGGCCCUCAGUGACUUUGGCAGCCUCCGACCUGUGGUUCCUAAUGCCCCCCCUGCCUAUGAGAAGAUAUCUUCAGGACCGCUGCCUCCUCCUUAUUCCCCCUGAAGCUCUUGGGCCUCUGAAGAAAAGCAAAUCAUAUCACAUAUCAAACUCUGACCUUCACAUGUUGCUUGUCGACAUCUAAUUUCAUUAUCAACUUUUGGUAAUAUAAUUGUAACAAUAUAUUGUUUGACAAGAUGCCUUCUGUGACAAAUCAUAAAAACAUAUCAGUAUCUUAAUGAAUGUAUAUCAGUCAUGUUCAGCGUUACGUAAAACAAUUUUAUCACUCGUUUUGAAACCUCUGUAAGAAUGUCUCCAGUGUAUACUGGUUAUUUCAAUAAAAACAAUCAGAUCGCCAAAGCAACCAGCUUUGAAGAAAGCAGAGCAAGCACACAUGUUGAGGACAGUUGCAUUGUUUAUUUCCAUGCAGUAAUGUCCACAUUUGUCCAAUGAAAAUGUCCAAAUGUAACUACCAAAUAUUUUUGAAAAAUCUAUAUGGUAAAAAUAAAUAAAUGUGACUUCAAAA
Molecule: messenger RNA, 1063 nt
Organism: Myripristis murdjan (pinecone soldierfish)
Lineage: Eukaryota; Metazoa; Chordata; Actinopteri; Holocentriformes; Holocentridae
Gene: mlana
Product: melan-A
Exons: 5
Coding region: 241-603 (120 amino acids)
Cellular component (GO): melanosome
Source: RefSeq, a predicted model, not a curated record